This is a messenger RNA of Gadus morhua (Atlantic cod), 2042 nucleotides long. RefSeq lists its product as uncharacterized. Lineage: Eukaryota; Metazoa; Chordata; Actinopteri; Gadiformes; Gadidae. The transcript has 2 exons. The record is from RefSeq and is a predicted model, not a curated record. Gene Ontology annotation, molecular function: protein tyrosine kinase binding; MHC class II protein binding. The coding region runs from base 100 to 1143 and encodes 347 amino acids. Gene Ontology annotation, biological process: positive regulation of ERK1 and ERK2 cascade; interleukin-15-mediated signaling pathway; T cell activation. Gene Ontology annotation, cellular component: external side of plasma membrane; membrane raft.
AAUUACGUCAUCAACACACGGUUCCCCUUUCUACGGGUUAAAUGGAGCUUAAAAAAAAGAAAUACCACAGAGUGACAGAGACAGUGAAAGGACAUAGGCAUGGCUGAUUUCACCCGGUAUGUACUGUCCUUUAGUAGUUUGUGUUGUGUUUUUGUGUCGGUACAAGCUCCAGAUCCGACUUACAUUUAUAAAAGAGUUGGUGAUUCAGUGACCCUGCAGUGUAACAACGUGAUCAAAGAGUACACAGAAUGCUCCUCGACCACAUGGAUCUACAGCAGUAUCAGUUUGGGGACAAUCGAGUUAAUCCAAAAAGGAAAAAGGAGACUAGAAAAACUGAGGGGAUCCAAAGCCUCAAGACUGAGUUUGCAGCCUGACUGUUUUCUGAAUAUCAGCAAUAUUACCGUUGGAGACGCUGGACGCUACGUUUGUCAGCAGUACGAUUCACGUGGACAACGACAUGGGGUUGAGGAAAACACUGAUCUUUUUGUUCUCUCUGGGAUCACUCAGGAGGACGUCCUCACGUGUUCUGCGCAUAGUUAUGACGGAGCAUGUGGGGUUGUCAGUCUGAGAUGGUCAGACCAGGGGACAAGCGACCAGAUGAGUCAGCAGGAGACGCCGGGGCAAUGUGUCGUCCGUCGACCGAACACACAACCCCUCGACAGCGCAGGGCUCCGCUGCCUCCUGAUGAAAGACGGCGUUGAAAAGACAUCAGUUGACUUUGCUUCAAAGGAUCAGAAAACUCACAGUCAAACUAACAUCACCUCCGGGGCCCCUGGGGGUAAGGGCCCCUCUACCUCCAAGGAGCACUUCAUCUACCUGGCUGUAGCGGUGGGUACAGUGCUACUGGUUCUGAUUGUUGCUGUUCUGGUACUCAAGAAAAGCACAGGAAACAAGCAGAGCCCCCCGAUGUGUGUAGAAGACCCUGACACGAUGGGGUCCCCGGGGCAGGGGGAGCCCACCCAAUGCCUGUCCUACGUCCAGGGUGAGCCGGACGGGGGUCUGCUCUACGCCUCCAUUGAACACAGGACUGGUAGUAGGAAGGCCCAGCCCCCCAGUGUGGAGGAGGGGGGCUGUGAUGAAACAGUCACCUAUUCCACCGUUUCAAAGCCCCCCACUAACGUCCCUGAGCAUUCAUGCAGGUAAACAAAAUCCAAAGCAGCUAGCGAUGUUUGAGCUUUGUGUUACUGGUGGUCUGUUGAUUGUUUUAUGGCUCAUAGGAUAUCAGAGAAAGAAUAAUAACUUCCUGUAGAAGAGUUUUAAGAAAGGUUUUCAAAUAAGUUGCACAUUGCUAAAUAUGAAUAAAAUCGUUUAACCAAUGGAUUAUGGUUUAAAGAUCUUGACUAGAAUUAAAAAUGUAUAAAUUCAAAUUAAAUCAGAAGUGGAAGUUUAAUUGUAAAUACUUCCUUAUCCCAAAAGCUGUGAAUAGAUAAUUCUGUUUGAUGUAAAGAGUAUCAUAUUUAUAUUUCUAGCCAUGCAAAACAGAAGCCUGACAUUACGUUAUAGUUCUUGUUUUUGUUGUUGUAAAUGAACAGUCAUCUUCAAGUCUUGCUUUUCCAACUUUUAGUUGGGAUUUCUGUAUGAACUGAUUUGAAAAUUGUAUAAUCCGAAACUCUUAAUAAUAUAAAAUGAUAUAUCGUACAAAUUAUAUAACCUUGUUAACAUUGUUACUUUGUUGUAUAUGGGAAUGGGUUCACCUAGAAAUUGUUAGUGCUUUGCACUUGGUUCUAUGAACUUCCUUCCUGUACCGUCAGUUAUAGAUUGUUUCACCUUCUGACAAAUGUACUACUCAUUGUAAGUCACUUUGGAUAAAAGAGUCUGCUAAAUGCCCUAAAUAUAAAUGUGAAUGUUGCUUUUUUAAAAGGCCUUUGUAUAAAUUGCACGUAUAGAUAGCUUAAUUUCUCUAUCGAAUUGAAAAGUUUAAAGUUAGUUAGUAUUCGAAUAGCCCUGGCAUUCUCCUGACUUCUUUAUUGUGUUGAUUUCUUAUUCCUCAAACCUUAUAAUAAUAUCCAACUGUUGUCUCAUUAAAGAUGCUAUGUCAAUCG